Molecule: messenger RNA, 1356 nt
Organism: Tilletiopsis washingtonensis
Lineage: Eukaryota; Fungi; Basidiomycota; Exobasidiomycetes; Entylomatales
Product: protein arginine N-methyltransferase
Exons: 8
Coding region: 144-1160 (338 amino acids)
Biological process (GO): peptidyl-arginine methylation
Cellular component (GO): nucleus
Molecular function (GO): protein-arginine N-methyltransferase activity
Source: RefSeq, a predicted model, not a curated record
CGCUGCCUCCGCCUUCCUCUCCACCGCGCCCUUCUCGACCCGGCCACUCCUCCGCUCUGCGUCCCUCUGCUCUCCGCCUGCUCGCCGUGGCCCGCCGUCUGCCUCCGCUCCCACUCCCCGCCGCCCGCAUCGCACGCCCCACCAUGGCGUCCUCCUCUGCUCCUGCCGCCACGCCGGCCGAGGGCAUGACCUCGCGCGACUACUACGCCGACUCGUACGCGCACUUUGGCAUCCACGAGGAGAUGCUCAAGGACAGCGUGCGCACCGACAGCUACCGCAACGCCAUCAUCAACAACCCGCAGCUCUUCCGCGGCAAGACGGUGCUCGACGUCGGCUGCGGCACGGGCAUCCUGUGCAUGUUCGCCGCCAAGGCCGGCGCCAAGAAGGUCGUCGGUGUGGACAUGAGCAACAUCAUCGACCAGGCCAAGAUCAUCGUCGAGAAGAACGGCUUUGCCGACGUGAUCACGCUGGUCAAGGGCAAGCUCGAGGAGGUGGACCUCGGCCUCGGCCCGGACGGCAAGGUCGAUGUCAUCAUCUCCGAAUGGAUGGGCUACGCGCUCCUUUACGAGAGCAUGCUCGACACUGUGCUCCUUGCGCGCGACAAGUACCUUGCGCCCGGCGGCUGCAUGAUGCCCGACGUGGCCACGCUCUACGUCAGCGCCAUCGAGGACCAGGAGUACAAGGACGAGAAGAUCGGCUUCUGGGACGACGUGUACGGCUUCGACUACUCGUGCAUCAAGGACAUUGCGCUGCGCGAGCCGCUCGUCGACACCGUCGAGCUGCGCUCCGUCGUGUGCGACCCGGCAAAGGUGCUGCAUCUCGACCUGAUGACGUGCAAGAAGGAGGACCUGACGUUCAAGAACGACUUUGUGCUCACGGCCACGCGGAAUGACUACAUCCACGCAUUCCUCGCCUGGUUCGACAUCUCCUUUGACGCCUGCCACAAGCCGGUGCGGUUCAGCACGGGCCCGCACUCGCGCUACACGCACUGGAAGCAGACCGUCUUCUACAUCCCCGACAUGCUCACCGUCUCGGCCGGCGAGCGCAUCAACGGCACGUUCUACUGCGCGCCCAACGCGCGCAACAACCGCGACCUCGACAUUGAGCUCGACUGGGAGCACAACUCGGAGAAGGGCCGCAUGGUGUACAAGAUGUACUGAGCGACUGCGCAGCGCAGCCCGCAUGCUCUUCAUCUAUUCGCGCAAUCGCAGCAUUCCACACAUCACUCGUCUCGCUAGUAGAGUUGCACUUGCUGCUCAUGGCACCGCUGCCUCUUCCUCCUCCGCCAACGGGUGGCGCGCCACGUCUGCAAGCCGAGCCUAUCUAAUUACCAUCCAUAGACCUGCGACACAUGCG